This is a messenger RNA of Sinocyclocheilus anshuiensis, 1831 nucleotides long. RefSeq lists its product as uncharacterized. The transcript is spliced from 6 exons. The record is from RefSeq and is a predicted model, not a curated record. Lineage: Eukaryota; Metazoa; Chordata; Actinopteri; Cypriniformes; Cyprinidae. Bases 33 to 812 code for a protein of 259 amino acids.
UUCUGUUGCAGCUUCAGUGAUCAGAUGAGACCAUGAAGCUGUUUGGACUGUAUUUCUCUGCUGUGUGGAUGUUGUGCUGCUGCUGCUGUCUUGUGUAUGGCAGAGGUCAUGGUUUGUGUAUUAAAGAAAAGCUCAUUACAAAGAUCUAUAUAACCACAGAACUGCAAUCUAAAGUCCUGCUGCCGUGCCUUUUUGAACCAGCUCUCUUUGGAUCAGACCUGACCAUGAAUUCAAGUGCUGUGUGGACUCAGAUUAAUAAAACAGUUGACUACAUUUUAGAGAUCAUAGUAAAUGGUCAGAUAAGCGUCUGGAAUAACAGACACAAUAGAAUUAAUGGAUUCCGUGAUGCUGCUGCCUCUGAAAACUUCUCCAUCCUGAUUAGAGAUGUGCGGCUCUCUGAUCUGGGUCUCUACCGCUGUCAACUAUACAGAGACUUCAACUGUUCUCUGGGCUAUAAAGAGAUAGAAAUCAGUCUGGCUGCUGUCGAGUUUUCACUGCUCAGUAACUGGCAGCUCAUAGCUGCAGGAGGAGGAGGAUUUCUGCUGCCCUGUCUGAUCUCUGUGUGUGUUUACUAUACAUGGACAAAACGACAAACAGUCAAUGAAUCAGUCAACCACAGAUCUCACUACUGCCAUGAUGUGGAUGGAGAAACAAAUGCUGACAUAACCUAUGCAUCAGUUGUUUUUAAGUCACACAACUGCCAUGACAAUGAAGUUCUUCUAAAUAACGACGCUGUAAAUGUCUCUGCAUCAGAACUUGUCAGCUCAGAGAAGGUCCUUUACGCUACUGUCAAGCAAAGAGACAGAAGAUGAGCAAGUGAGCAGCGACAUAUCCUAAUUAAAACACUCAAGAAAAAACUAAUGAUUCUAGAGAACUCCCGUCUUGUAUUGUUUGAUUUAUCAGCAAUUGAAUCUAACAGGAGUGGAAAUGCUGUAUAGGCUUAUCUUGCAAAUAAAAAUGACUGUACAAGUGCUCUGAAAAGAUGAACAGUGAUGGCACCAAUCCACCGUAGCUUGUACAGUCUAAUUUAUGCUCUGUUUUUUUAAGCAGAAAUUAGUUUUGUCAUGUUAAUGUUAACACAAAUCCAGAUUACAUUUGUCUUGUGCUGUUUUUAUUAGAGUAUUAGAGACACGAAUCACAUUUUGAACUAUUUUUAAUUUUAAACUAAUUUAACUAAAUGACCAAAAAUGUAAUAUGUAGAUGAAGACCAAAGAAGUAACCUCAUUUGGACCUUUUCUAAAGCACCAGGGAAACCAAAGUAAGCUAAUUCAUACCCUUUUCCUCUUAAAAAAGAAAGAAAAGAAAAUCUAAACCAAAAAUGUAUUAAUUUAUGAGAAAUGAGUGAAUCGACCCUAAUUGUGGAAAGAGUCUAAUGUUUAUCUAGAAUGUAUAUUGGCUUUGUCUUUACCUUUUAUAUUUAUUUGAAAGUCAUACUCUUGGCUCAGUUGCAUGAGGCUGUGAGUUGUAACUGUGGAUGGAUGGUGUGAAACUGAACUCAGCUACUUUAUCACCUAAACCACUGAAGUCUUUGCAGACAAUGUGACAGGACCACACAUGCAACAGUAAGGCACGAUAAAACUGGUGUAGGAGCAGUAACUGUCUAUCUGGUAAAGAAGCAUGUUAUGGAUUUGAGUUAGUAUAAAGCCACUCCAGGCCAAGAUGCUUACAGGAAACCAGAGUGGAAAUCCCCAUAUCCAUGAACGUCUUCACAAAAAGCCACAGCUUCUGUUUUGUCGCAUAGUAAAUAUUCGGUUGUGCAAGUCUUGUAUGAAAAUGUUUUCUCACUACUGAUGCUUCUUUUUUUAAUUCCUAAUUAAAAACAGCUUUCAAA